UAUUAAAACUUAAAAAAUAGGAAGUAGUUGUGUUUUCUUCAGAUUCGUAAAUUGUCUUUUCAUUUUCAGCUGUCGUCAAGUUAAAGCGAUUCUCGGUUUACUGUAAACCAAUAAAAGAAGAAGAGCAAUUUCCUAUUUUUCGAUCUUUCGUGUAAUUUAGCUGAUUUUUUUCGCCAAAAAUUUCGGUUCCAUUUCUCAAGACGCUGUUCAUCCAGAUAAAGGUGCAUAGUUUGUAGAUGGAAGGUGCUAUAGUUCGAAGGAUUAUUCCUUCAGAUAACAGUUGUCUCUUCAAUGCUGUUGGUUAUGUGAUGGACCAUGACAGAAAUAAAGCCCCUGAGCUUAGACAGGUUAUAGCUGCAACAGUAGCAAGUGACCCGACAAAAUAUUCUGAUGCCUUUCUUGGGAAGCCCAACAAAGAGUACUGUGAUUGGAUUCUUAACCCAGAGAAAUGGGGAGGUGCCAUAGAGCUUUCAAUAUUGACUGACUACUAUGGACGAGAAAUCGCAGCCUAUGAUAUUCAAACCACACGCUGUGAUCUGUAUGGGCAGGGAAAGAACUAUCAGGAAAGAGUAAUGCUGAUUUAUGAUGGGCUCCAUUAUGAUGCUUUGGCUAUGUCCCCUGCUGAAGGAGCUCCAGAGGAGUUUGAUCAGACAAUCUUUACUGUGCAGAGAGAUGGGACUGUAGGACCAGCUGAGAGGCUUGCUCUUAAUCUGGUUAAGGAGCAACAAAGGAAGAGGAGCUACACUGAUACAGCCAACUUCACGUUGCGUUGUGGAGUUUGCCAAAUCGGGGUCGUGGGCCAAAAGGAAGCUGUUGAGCAUGCACAAGCAACUGGACAUGUGAACUUCCAGGAGUUCAAAUGAAUGAAACCCAAAGGACAAGAAACCAAGCAAAAUAUAUUGAUUUCAUUUCUUUAUACAAGUGGAAACCAAUUUCAUGAAGGUGUCUGCAUGACUAAAAAGUUCUUCAAAUUUCAUAGGAAAGUGUAUGGUGUACUCAAUAAAUAAGUUAUGAUGAUGUAUUAGCUAAAGUAUGAAAGCACCCUGUUUAUUUUGAUGAUGCAGUUGUUGUGCAA
This is a messenger RNA of Nicotiana attenuata, 1075 nucleotides long. RefSeq names its product ubiquitin thioesterase OTU1. The transcript has 10 exons. Gene Ontology annotation, biological process: protein deubiquitination; endoplasmic reticulum unfolded protein response. The coding region runs from base 237 to 863 and encodes 208 amino acids. Gene Ontology annotation, molecular function: cysteine-type deubiquitinase activity. The record is from RefSeq and is a predicted model, not a curated record. NCBI's taxonomy places the organism in Eukaryota, Viridiplantae, Streptophyta, Magnoliopsida, Solanales, Solanaceae. Gene Ontology annotation, cellular component: cytosol; nucleus.